Molecule: messenger RNA, 759 nt
Organism: Penaeus chinensis
Lineage: Eukaryota; Metazoa; Arthropoda; Malacostraca; Decapoda; Penaeidae
Exons: 1
Coding region: 1-759 (252 amino acids)
Source: RefSeq, a predicted model, not a curated record
AUGGCAAUAGGAACAGGCAACGGGCGAGGGGGAAUUGGGAUAGGAACGAGCAACGCAUCAGGAGGCAUAGGAACGAGCAACGAAUCAGGAGGCAUAGGAACGAGCAACGAAUCAGGAGGCAUAGGAACGAGCAACGAAUCAGGAGGAAUAGGAACGAGCAACGAAUCAGGAGGCAUAGGAACGAGCAACGAAUCAGGAGGAAUAGGAACGAGCAACGAAUCAGGAGGAAUAGGAACGAGCAACGAAUCAGGAGGAAUAGGAACGAGCAACGAAUCAGGAGGAAUAGGAACGAGCAACGAAUCAGGAGGAAUAGGAACGAGCAACGAAUCAGGAGGAAUAGGAACGAGCAACGAAUCAGGAGGAAUAGGAACGAGCAACGAAUCAGGAGGAAUAGGAACGAGCAACGAAUCAGGAGGCAUAGGAACGAGCAACGAAUCAGGAGGAAUAGGAACGAGCAACGAAUCAGGAGGAAUAGGAACGAGCAACGAAUCAGGAGGAAUAGGAACGAGCAACGAAUCAGGAGGAAUAGGAACGAGCAACGAAUCAGGAGGAAUAGGAACGAGCAACGAAUCAGGAGGAAUAGGAACGAGCAACGAAUCAGGAGGAAUAGGAACGAGCAACGAAUCAGGAGGAAUAGGAACGAGCAACGAAUCAGGAGGAAUAGGAACAAGCAACAAACCAGGAUGGAGGUCAGAGGUCGGAAAAUCCUGGGAAAGUUUUACCACAGAAAACGAGGUGAGGUCAUCGGAAGGCCACUAG